AUGACGACAGCGGUUGAAGCACCAAGCUCGGGAGGAUCAUGGGCUCCAUUCUUAGUGAUAGCCGCAAUCCUUACUUUUCGAUGGAUCAGCACAGGAGAGACUGGAACCCCAUUGCGAAUUCGGCGAUGGUACAAUACAAAGCGCGUUCAAAUAAAGAAAAACUUAGGUUUGCGGGAUAACAGCAAAUACGAGAACUUUGUAGCAGGUGAUGGGGCGAACAAAAAAUAUAAGCGUCAAGGAUAG
Molecule: messenger RNA, 243 nt
Organism: Cylindrotheca closterium
Lineage: Eukaryota; Bacillariophyta; Bacillariophyceae; Bacillariales; Bacillariaceae
Source: the annotation of a GenBank genome assembly